GUUUUUUUUCAUCAGCAGAGAGAGGAAAACUACACGAUUUGCAAAUAAGAAACAGAAUACCUUCCGUUAUAUCCUCCCCCUCCCCUGACCUCUCCGAUCCCGGCUGACCUCUGCUGGUAGCUCUGACCGAUCCUAACAGAAGACAAAUCUCGCAAAGCUAUAUUGUUGUAAUUGUAAGUCCUUCGUCUACCAUAAUGUUGUUUGUUAAUGUUCUUCGGCACUCAACGACUUCCGUCUCCUAUCCACGAUCUUGCGCGAGAGAUCUCAAGCAUUGACUCCGUCCACGAGGUGGAGUUCAUGAUGGGUUCUGUAACCACACAACCUCUCUUCUCAUUCGGUGUCAUCGCCGAUGUUCAAUACGCCGACAUUCCAGACGGCCGCUCUUUCUUAGGCACUCCCAGGUACUACAGAAACAGCAUCCUCGUCCUACAGAAAGCAGUCCAAGCUUGGAACCAACACGGAAACCUCAAAUUCGUCAUCAACAUGGGUGACAUCGUCGACGGCUUCUGUCCCAAGGACCAAUCUCUAUCCGCCACCAAGAAACUCGUCCACGAAUUCCAAAAAUUCCAAGGCCCCGUCUAUCACAUGAUCGGCAACCACUGCCUCUACAACCUCCCGCGCCGAGAGCUGCUUCCUCUGCUAAACAUCCCUCGCCGUGACGGUGACGACAAUGCUUACUACGAUUUCUCGCCUACCCCUGAGUAUAGAGUCGUGGUGUUAGACGGGUACGACAUCAGCGCUGUUGGUUGGCCCGAGGAUCAUCCCAAGACGCUCGCUGCGUUGAAGAUACUCGAGGAGAGGAACCCGAACUCGGAGAAGAACAGCCCCGAGGGGCUUGUGGAUGUUGAGAGGAGGUUCGUUAAGUAUAACGGUGGCGUGGGGGAGAAGCAGCUGGAGUGGCUGGACGGUGUGCUUCGGGGUGCGAAGGAGUUGAAUCAGAGAGUUAUCGUGUGCGGGCAUGUCCCUAUGAGUCCUGGCGUGGCGUCUAAAGCUGCGUUGAUGUGGAAUUUUGAUGAAGUGAUGAGUGUUAUACACAAGUAUGAUGUUGUUAAGGUUUGUUUGUCGGGGCAUGAUCAUAAAGGUGGAUACUUUGUUGAUUCUCAUGGGGUUCAUCAUAGGUCAUUGGAAGCUGCCUUGGAGUGCCCGCCAGGUACGUAUUCGUUUGGGUAUGUUGAUGUGUAUGAGAACAAGUUGUCUCUUGUUGGUACUGAUCGGAUGCAGAGCACUGACUUUGAGAUCUAGAGGAAUUGAUAAAUAUGAUUUGUCUUGAAUGCAGAUAUUGUAAAACAUCAUUCGAUUGUUAUAUGAUGAAAUUAUAUUCUUAUUGUGAUUGUAA
Messenger RNA from Raphanus sativus (radish), 1336 nucleotides. Its product is annotated as manganese-dependent ADP-ribose/CDP-alcohol diphosphatase. Gene Ontology annotation, molecular function: CDP-glycerol diphosphatase activity; manganese ion binding; ADP-ribose diphosphatase activity. Lineage: Eukaryota; Viridiplantae; Streptophyta; Magnoliopsida; Brassicales; Brassicaceae. The record is from RefSeq and is a predicted model, not a curated record. The coding region runs from base 208 to 1242 and encodes 344 amino acids. The transcript is spliced from 2 exons.